UCGGUUGCAGUUACGGCACGUGACGUCACCUCCGCAAGCAGCAGCGUUUAGACGCUAACGUUGAAGAAUUUGGUCCUGUUUAAUACAUUUCUUUAUUUCGGGUUAUUUUUUAAAACAAAUGUCAAGAUGAUUCUUACUGUUAAACCGCUCCAGGGGAAAGAAUGUAGCGUACAGGUUGCAGAAAACGAGAAGGUGUCAACAGUAAAAGAGUUAGUAUUUGAACGCCUCAACAUACCGCCAAAUCAGCAGCGAUUGCUCUACAAAGGAAAAGCGCUUGCAGAUGAAUACAGAUUGAGUGAUUAUUCCAUUGGCCCAGAAGCCAAGCUGAACCUGGUGGUACGUCCGGCGGGAGAUAGAAGCAGUGGCGCAGCGGUCUGCAGUAGCAGUAGUGGUAGUAGUAGUAGUAGCAGCAGCGCCACCAACAGUGAUGGAAGCAGUGGCAGUGGGGUAUGGCAGUUACUGUCCACCGUUCUGGCCAAACACUUCAGUCCAGCAGAUGCAGCCAGAGUGCAGGAACAGCUCAUUAAGGAUUACGAACGCUCCCUCAGACAGCUGAGUCUAGACGAUAUUGAACGCCUGGCUGGACGUCUGCUGCACCCCGAGACAGAGGGAAUGGACACUUCAUACAUGGACUGAGACCAGCUAGAUCUAAGAGCACACUUUAACAGCUGAGAGAAAGCCACAACACCAACCUGCUACUUGGUUUGAAGAGUGGAAACUGAGGGUGAAUGUAUGCGAUAAGGACACUUAGGAAGAAGGGAGCCAUAAGACCACCUCUGCGUAUUUUAAAGCUGGCUACUGUGGGUACCAUGCGUGCCAGUGGUUCAGCUCGAUUUUAACAGAAGAUUCCUAAUUAGUCUAUUGACAGCAUUUCCUUCCUUUGUUUAUGAGCAGUGUAAUGAGAAGUAAGUAUAAUGAGCAGCACAAACCUGCCCCAUUUUCACGCUCAUCUUUUAUUUGUCCUUCCAAGAGCCUUUUGCUCUGAUUCAUACAGAACUGUAGUACUUCCUUUUGGAUUGCCAGCAUUUUUCCACAUAAAGGUGGCCACCAGCACUACAGACAGAGCUUUUGACAUGCUACAGCUUCACAUUAACCUGGUUUGAAAUGGGAGCGAGGCUUUUCAAGAUAAGCAGUCUCACUUCAGUUCAUAGGCACCGGAUCAAAUGUUCUACAAAGCUGCAGAGAUAUUACAGUUAGCCUGUAUGAAAAUUUGUGUUCGGCCAUAUGAGGGCAACUGCUCUAUUUGUAAAUAUUGUGUUUAUAUUAUUAAAAGCUACAAAACAGAUUCA
Messenger RNA from Colossoma macropomum (tambaqui), 1289 nucleotides. RefSeq names its product ubiquitin like 4A (gene ubl4a). The transcript is spliced from 4 exons. The coding region runs from base 127 to 636 and encodes 169 amino acids. Lineage: Eukaryota; Metazoa; Chordata; Actinopteri; Characiformes; Serrasalmidae. Gene Ontology annotation, biological process: post-translational protein targeting to endoplasmic reticulum membrane. Gene Ontology annotation, molecular function: protein binding. The record is from RefSeq and is a predicted model, not a curated record.